Messenger RNA from Nicotiana tabacum (common tobacco), 2069 nucleotides. Its product is annotated as protein ACCELERATED CELL DEATH 6-like. Gene Ontology annotation, molecular function: protein binding. Lineage: Eukaryota; Viridiplantae; Streptophyta; Magnoliopsida; Solanales; Solanaceae. Gene Ontology annotation, cellular component: plasma membrane. The record is from RefSeq and is a predicted model, not a curated record.
UCUGAACAAGGCAAACAACAAAUCCCUUUCUUUUGGUCAAAGACAAAGAUCAGUGGUGUUCAGAAUAUUUCUAUAUAAUGUCUCAUCCAGAGAAAGCAAAGGACAGACAACAUAAUUCAGGAGAUUUUGGAUAAAUUCGCUAAUAAUUAAAGAAAAAAAAAAUGGAUCCAACCUUGUAUAAUGCUGCGGUAGAAGGCAAUACCAGAGAUAGCAAUUUUUUACUUGCUGAUCAUCUGAAAAGGGAUGAAGAAAAUGGGCACCAAGUCACUCCAAAGGGCAACACAGUCCUCCACGUGGCAGCCCUCUAUGGCCACUCCCAUUUUGUGGGAGAAGUCCUUAAGAUUACUCCGUCAUUGUUAUGUCGUCAGAACAAGAAAAAUGAGACUGCACUUCACAUAGCAGCUAAUGAAGGGCACAGUGAAGUAGUUCAUGUGCUACUUAGUAUAACUGGAGAGGAGAAUAAGGAGAGACUCAUGAGGAUGACAGAUGACAAUGGGGAUACAGCACUGCACAAGGCCGUGCGGAGCCGACAUCAAGAUGUUGCCAGACUUUUGGUUAAAGAAGAUCCUGAAUUCGAAUUUCCGUCCAACAAGGCCCAGGAGACACCACUAUACCUGGCGGCGGAGUCUGGUCUUCGUGAUGCUUUGGUUGAAAUCUUGGUAUCCUGCAACAAACCAACUUUUGCUGCAGGUCCAUUUAAUCGAACACCUCUGCAUGCAGCAGUAAUUCAUCAACACACGGAUUGCGCGAGAUUACUGUGGCAAUGGAAUAAAUCUUCAUGUGAGGAAGCUGACGUGAGUGGUUGGAAUUCGCUGCACUAUGCUGUUAAUCUAGGAUUGAAAGAAGUAGUUUCUGAUAUGCUGGGGUGGAGGAAAUCCUUAGCCUACCUUCCAGCAGGCAGUGAAAAUCGCUGGACGACAACGUUUCACAUUGCAGCCAGUGCAGGUGAUGAAAACAUGAUAAAUGAGUUAUUAAAGUACUGCCCUGAUUGCUGGGAAAUGCUUGACAGCAGAGACAAAAAUGCUCUUCAUGUUGCCAUAUUGAACAAUCAAUAUAUGUUAGUUAAUUCCUUAUUAAAGUCCACGAAGUGGGAUAGCCUUGCUGACGAUGCAGAUGAUGAUGGCAACACUCCUCUCCAUUUGCUUGCCGCCUCUAGUUAUUGGGCCCAUGUGCCUGUGAAAUUAAGAGAAAAUCCCAUAGCAAAGAAGAUGUCAUUUAACAAAGAAAACCAGACUCCGCUUGACGUAGCAUUGUCUUGCUUAAAGAGGACGACAAACAAGGAAAGUAUCAGUGACAGCUUGUAUUGCGAUUUUGCUAACAUUGGUCGAUUGGGACGACGUGAGACUCCGGUGAAUACACUGGAUGAAAUUGAUAUACAGAGGGAGUUUUUGAAGCGUGCUAAGGAACGUGAAACAGAAAUCAAAGGCAUCAUGUCGGCAGCUCAAAUACAUCUAGUUGUGGCCACUCUAUUAGUUACAGUCACCUUUGCCGCUGGUUUCACAUUGCCAGGAGGUUUUGACAGUGAUUCCAAUAGCCCUAAUAAAGGGAUGGCGAUUCUAACAAGAAAAGCAGCAUUCCGUGUAUUUGUUAUUACAGAUGUCAUCGCCUUUGCAUGCUCGGCUGGUGCUAUAUUCAGCUACUUCGUCAUGGCAACAAAUCAUCGACCAACGUCCUAUCAGGAUUACAGAAUUCUAUCGGCUCUCAGUAGAGUCGCAGGUCAGUUGCAGCUUCUGGCAAUGUUAGCAGUGGUAAUUGCAUUUGUAACUGGUAUGUAUGCUACUUUAGCACAUUCACUUGGUCUCGCCAUUACUGUAUGUACCAUCGGUUGCCUCUCUUUUCUUUUGUACAUGUUUGUAAUGUAUCUUGUUGGAAGAGAUAUUACUUGAGAAAUAGAGAGAGAAACAUAAAUGCAUCUUUUUCCUUUUUUCAGUGAAAUUAAUUCAAGCAGUAUGGCCGAGUAAUAGUACUGCAGUCUGCAUGCAUCAGUAUUUGUUUAACAGAUUGUUCAGUUCAGCAUCUCUAUUUUGCUUUAUCUUGCCUUCUCGCAUACCUUAUGUACAGAUGCAUUC